This is a messenger RNA of Labeo rohita (rohu), 1039 nucleotides long. It is a transcript of the gene dnase1l4.1, whose product is annotated as deoxyribonuclease 1 like 4, tandem duplicate 1. Gene Ontology annotation, cellular component: nucleus. Gene Ontology annotation, biological process: DNA catabolic process. The transcript has 8 exons. The record is from RefSeq and is a predicted model, not a curated record. Lineage: Eukaryota; Metazoa; Chordata; Actinopteri; Cypriniformes; Cyprinidae. Gene Ontology annotation, molecular function: DNA nuclease activity. The coding region runs from base 164 to 934 and encodes 256 amino acids.
UGUCGUGUUGAGGGAUGUCCAGGUUGGGGCUGGGCCAAAUUACUUGACUAGCCAAUCAGGUCACAGGUGUCCAAUAUAAAUAAUGCUUGUUUUUUGUUUUUAUGAAUAUCAGUGAUUUUUACAGUUGUUUUCUUCAGCAUCUUUGGACCAGUGCUUGGACAUCAUGAAGAUCGCCGCUUUCAACAUCCAGAGGUUUGGGAAAUCAAAACUCUCAGAUCCGUUCAUAAUGAAAACCCUGAUCAAGAUAGUGUCACGCUAUGACAUCAUUGUUAUUCUCGAAGUGGUGGAUUCUAGUGGAGAGUCAGUGGAUGAUUUCCUCGAAGAGCUGAAUAAGUUCAACAAGACGCAUCAUUACACCUUGGAGAUCAGCACACGCCUGGGUAGAGGGAGUUACAAAGAACAGUUUAUGUUUCUUUACAGGGACGACCUGGUGGAUCUGGUUGGGUCGUACCAAUACGAAGACAAUCAGCCUGGAGAUGAAGAUGCUUUUGCUAGAGAGCCCUAUAUUCUGCGAUUCAAAUGUCAUAAAACAGUGUUGGAAGAUUUGGUGUUGAUGCCUGUCCACACCAAGCCUGAAGAUUCAGUGAAGGAACUUGACGAACUGUAUGACGUGUUUCAGGAUGUCAAGAAGAAAUGGAAGACUGAUAACAUCAUGAUUUUGGGGGAUUUCAAUGCGGAUGGCAAUUACGUGUCUGAAGAUGACAUGCAAACCAUCCGCAUCAGGAGUGACGAGAACUUCCAUUGGCUGAUCAAGGAUGACGAGGACACCACAGCCAGCACCAGAAACGACAACACUUAUGACCGGAUUGUGGUGUAUGGAGACGAUAUGCUGCAAGCCGUUGUUGCAAACUCUGCAAAACCGUUCAACUUUCAGAAGGCCUACAAACUGACAGAUGAGGAUGUAAAUGAGAAACUUAUAUUUAAUCACACUUAACAUAAAAAACACAAGUUAUUACUGUACAUUCAGCUUAAUGUAAUGUCUUCACAGGCGAUUAAAGUGAGUGACCACUAUCCAGUAGAGGUGGAACUGAAAAGAAAA